ACGCUAUUCUCGAGUAUACCCGCGUUGAGUGAACAACGUUGGCGGAAUCAACGGAUUAAGCUAACCUUAGAUUAAUCGUCGGUUUUGUUCAUUACAUAUACACGUACUAACAAGUACACUCACUACAUAGUUUGGUAUGUGGUUCGUAUAAACUGCCAAUUUCGUGACAUUCCGUUGUGAGUAAAUCCACUGAGUUGUAAAUUUUCGAACAUUCAAUUGAAAUGAAAGUGGAGUUUUGAAUUUUGAAUUCAAUUUACAUACUUUUACCGAACGUGCUAUUACCAACUAAAAAACCUUUGGACGAUUGUGCUGAAUCCACAUUUUGUAAAGGCUGAAAACGGCGAAUGUAUACGUAUUCCAUAAUUCCAGCUGCAUAUACUAUUAGGGAGCAGUUUCUGCACUUUUGCCCAUAAUAAUAUUUGAGAAAAGAGGAAAUUCUUGAACGACGCCAUAUUUAGUUUGCCACAACAAUAAGAAACAAGACAUCACACCUUACCAUAUAACCGCAACCUAUAUACAUAUGUACAUAAAUAUAGUACAUAUCUCAAUUGGAAAAAUUUGGGGGCAAGUUGCUUUGAAACCGAUCACGAAGGUUCUAUAGUCCAUAAACUGCCAUAGUUAAAAUACCUGAGCUACGAACAAAUGAACGAACACAUCAGCGAACAUUUUAACUAAGGUCUUCAACUGUCAAACACAAAAAUUAAGAACAUCAAGUGAUAAUACUCAAAUGUAUACAUACAUAUGUAUGUAUGUGGAUGCAUAUAAUUUGAAAAGUGCAAAACUAAGUUUCGAAAUCCACCCGAAAUGCUAGAGUCGAGUGUCCGAAAUGUUAUGAGUUGGCCAAGUUCUUACGUAUGAGUGCGAAAAUUAACAGUUUCACAAGACAAAAGUGAAUAUGUGUGCACUCAGCCACGUGUAUGUGCUUUUGUGUUUGUGUGUGUCAAUCUGAAUAAUAAUAAAGAAAUAAUCUCAUGAAUGCUCGUCGCAGUGGUGGGGAGUUUUGGAGAAGUCCUAUAUAAUUGUGCUUAUAGAAAAAAGAAACAAAGUAAUGAAAAAUGUAAAAAAGUAAAAAACGAAUAAAGGUAAAAGAUGAAAUGAAAUAGCUGACUUCAAGAACCACUUAGAAACACGUCAAAACCAGAAAAUCAACUUUGCUAACGUUAUAACUUGACAAACUUAAGUAUACUGAAUUCACCUUGUCUACACAUGUUUCCACGAUUGUGUUUGUGUGUAUAAAUUUUGCUGACACUAAUCUGUCUACCUUACAUGCGUUAGCAUAAGAGCUUUCUUUGUACCAGCGUAUUGGUAGGUUUAGUCAAGUGUCACCAAAACUGAGUUUGAAAGUGGAUUUCACGAUUUUACAAUAGAAUAGGUAUUUAGAGUUUAUUAUUGAGCACGUAAAUAUGGGUGAUUCUACGCCAAUUUGUCGCUGCCGAGUGCUCUAUUUGGGUAGUGCAGUACCACGUCAGAGUAAAGACGGCUUGCAAGGGAUCCAAGAGCCGUUGAGGAGCCUCUAUCCCUCGGAGGGUGCUGUCGGCGCCAAAGGCAUUGAUUCGUGGUUAAGCGUUUGGUCGAAUGGAAUUUUACUGGAGAACGUCGAUGAAAAUUUGAAACAAAUCACACGAUUCUUUCCCAUUGAGUCGUUGCAUUAUUGUGCAGCUGUGCGUCAAGUUUUAAUACCGGAACGUGGAAACUCCAAGCCAGAGCCAAAAUUUCUGCCACUAGACUCACCAUUCGCACGAAUGCCCCGCGCUCAACAUCCGCCGAUAUUCGCUGCAAUACUUCGACGAACCACUGGCAUUAAAGUGCUCGAGUGUCACGUGUUCAUUUGUAAACGUGAAGCUGCCGCAAAUGCUCUAGUCAGAUGUUGUUUUCACGCAUAUGCGGAUAAUUCUUAUGCUCGACAAUUGGAGACUGGUAGUUCUGGUGGUGGCGCUGGCGCCAGUGUUUACGGCACAUUAAAGAGUGCAGUUGGUAGUAAAUCGAAUGGAGAUUUAAGCGGUGUUGGACUUCCGAAUAGCAAUCAUCACCAUCAUAUGGGCGUGCCAACGAGCCAAGCUGGCUGGCGCUCUCGCUCCGGCAGUACAACUACCUUGAACAGUGUUGGGCGGCAAUCCAAUGGUCAUGCUUUUAACGGAACGAGUGGUAUCAGUCUGAAUGGUGGCGGGAGUAAUGGUAGUGCUGCAGAAGGAUAUACAUCCGUAAAAAAUUUUUAUGGAAGCAGUGCUGAUUUAAACGUGACUGUUGAUGAUGGCGAGAAUUCGAUAUAUAAUGGAGAUGAGAAUCACAAAGUCUGGAACGGUUCUCAAGAUCAACUUGACGCCAUUGCAAUGGAGAGUCCAUAUGAAGUCUUCUCGGGCAACACUUCUACUCUGGGACGUCCUGUGAGAGCUCGUCAAAUUAGCACACCUAUUGAUGUUCCGCCGCCACCCGAAAGAGAGGAAGUUAACAAAAAACGUAAGGAAAAAAAAAAUUCCAAAACACCUGGCACUCAGAGUCUUUCGGGAACUCUUAUACGUCCAAAGCCGAUUCAUCCUAGCACCUUACAGAAACCUGGAGUUUAUGGAGGCGCUUCAGGAAGUGUGAUUUAUGGCCCACUCGUUGGUCCAGUAGGUUUUCCACCACCACAUGGCUCACGAAAUUAUCACACAAUCAGUCAUCGAGGUUUUCAUGGUGGCCCAUCGGGGUCACAACCGCAUUUUCAUCACCCUAGCAUGCCAUCACAACCUCCACCACAAAUGAUGCAUCCACCGCAAAUGGGUAUCCCAAUGCAAAUGCCCGUUAUGAUGUCACAACAAUAUGCCACACUUCAAUCCUCACGAUCUACAAAGAAAAAUAAGAAAGAUAAAAAGAACAGUGGCAUACCAGUUGGACUGCCCAUGGUACCACCGAUUUAUGCGUAUCAUCAAGGUAUGGGCCCUCCACCACCACCUCAACCAGCUAUUGCGCAAUCAUUGAUCGGUGAGCCAAGACCACUAGCUAUGUCCAAUCGAAAGCUAGCAGUAUCUAUGGGAAAUGGACUAGAUGAUGGACUAAACUCUGGUGCAGAAUCGCCUGGUGGUACUGGCAUUUAUCGGAGAAAAGGUCACUUAAAUGAAAGAGCGUUCAGUUAUUCUAUAAGACAGGAACAUCGAAGCCGUAGUCAUGGUUCGUUGGCUAGUCUACAAUUUAAUCCACCUGACAUGAAGAAGGAACGAGAAAUUGCACAAAUGGUUGCCGGGCUCGACUUAAAUGAUGGACCCGAAAGGGAAAUGUCGUCCAUGACACUGCAGCGGAAACAUAUGAUUGCCACAAAUGACGUAGGAUCCGGCAUCCAAACGCAACAAUCGAUUUAUGGGAAUGGGGGUACAAAUGCCUUGUAUGGCAACAGCAUGGGUCCAGCGGGUAACUUUGGCAAACCACGAAGAUAAGUCAGCACGGCUGACUACUCGGUAGACCAUGGCGCAGGCAAUGAAUAUAUGUAUUUAUUAUGGUUAAAUAAGGCAUAUAAACAUGUAAUUAUAAAAACAUAUACAUAUAUAUUCAAGUACUUAUACAUAUGUCUGUAUUAUAUAAGACAUAGUUUCUGCAAACACCCUAGGGUCAGAAUUAUAAAAAUGUAUGGAGAAUAUAUAUUAAAUGAGGAGUUUAAUCAGUCGAUGUACCGCGAUGAAAAAAUCCAUAAAUUAAAUUAACGGAUAGAGAUUUAGAGAUGUUGUCAAAGCAGACAAGUACAUACAUAUGUAUCUACCAAUGCUGACACAUAAUUAUAUAAUAUUAUAUGAAUGCGUAUAUAUGUACAUUCAAACAACUGUAUACAAUCGAAAUAAUAAAAAGGUAAAACCAAAGAAGUACUGGGAAGAGAACUAAAGAACUCUUUUCCACUUGUCUGAAGAAAGCUACAUAAUUCGCAGUUAUUAGAUAUAAAAAUUAAAAAGAAGAAACUUAAACAAAUUCCUAUGUUAAAUUAAAAUUCUUCAAGUAAUAAAAUCACACACCACGCCCAAACUUCAGAAGCAUCCGCUUCAACAAUUCAGUAAUCAUCGAAGCAUUGUGCAUGACUGACUAUGUAGUACUGAAGGAAGGAAUAUUUUGGAAACAAUCACACGAACAUACAAUCAUUUGUAUGCAAGUAAGCUUGGAUUUUGCUAUUAAAAAUUAUUAAAUCCCAUUUUCAAGAAUGUUAAUUUACUAUGGGAAUACUAUAUGGCUUUGUAAAUAUUUACAUGUAAUUAUGUAUGUACAUUCUAUUUAUGGACAAAUUAUGUAUCUAAUGGUUUAGCAAAUAAUUUUAAUGUAUAAGAAAAUUUAUAUUUACAUAUACAUACAUAUAUUUGUAUGAUCCCAAACUUCUCUAACAUUUUGUGCAGUCGUUUAUCUUUGUUGAAGUGUGAUUCAUAGAAGAUGAGAAAAAUUCAAAGAUAACCCAACUUAAGACACCAUGUACCGUACGAGGAAACAUGUGUACUACAAAAUAUAUCAUGACUAUUAACUUUCUGAAAGCUUUUCAAAGCAAAUAAGUAGAAUUAGAUAAAAUUACGAUGCUGGUCAAUAGAAUUGCUCAAUAUAAUUUCGACGGAUGUGAAUGAUUAUACAUAUACAUAAGUAUGUAUUGCAUAAAUAUUUAUUUGUUAUGUACAUAUGAAUAAGAAAAAUGAUUUUUCCUUUCGUCUCUAUACAAUGAAAAUUGUGUGCCUUAUUAGGUUUAUAUAAUAUAUACUGUUAUAUGCAUACAUAUUUACUUUAAUGUAUAAUGUAAUAUGCAAAAAUUUUUUUAAUUUGGAAUUUCCAUAGAAAGUUAAUAUAAGUUUAUAUGUACGUUAAGGAAAUCGCCAAAAAAUUUAAACAAAAACUGUAAAAAUCAUUAACUCGAAUACAAAUAAAAUAUGAACGUAGUAGUACAUAAA
This is a messenger RNA of Bactrocera neohumeralis, 4886 nucleotides long. RefSeq lists its product as uncharacterized. The coding region runs from base 1404 to 3410 and encodes 668 amino acids. The transcript is spliced from 3 exons. The record is from RefSeq and is a predicted model, not a curated record. Lineage: Eukaryota; Metazoa; Arthropoda; Insecta; Diptera; Tephritidae.